Truncatella angustata is the source of this 1175-nucleotide messenger RNA. RefSeq lists its product as uncharacterized. The transcript is spliced from 4 exons. Lineage: Eukaryota; Fungi; Ascomycota; Sordariomycetes; Amphisphaeriales; Sporocadaceae. The coding region runs from base 108 to 845 and encodes 245 amino acids. The record is from RefSeq and is a predicted model, not a curated record.
GUUACUUCGCUCACAGUACCAAAAUCCUGCCCAAAGCCUUAUGUCGUCCUCUUUCUUUCAUUGCUUACUUGCUGAGAUCUUGAAUUAAGUGUACUUACACCAGUACUAUGUCUUUACAACAUGGCAAUACCGCAGUUUCGCAACGUUCAAUCCUGCUCAUACCAUGGGAUCCUGAUUCGACAGCCCAUGUAGAGCGUAUGAGACAGCAGCGGAUAGCAUGCGGGUGGAAAGUUGAGAAGAUUGCGGACUGGCAGAAAUUCCAGCGAGCCGGCAAACUCAUUUUUUACUGGAUAGUCCUGGCAGCCUCGUAUCCGAACAGAGACGCUUUGAUCGGGGGCCACCUGGAAAGGUACCCCGAUGAAGUAGAGCAGCUUCAGGACACUUGUCGGUCUGUACUUGGCAAUGAGCGUACCCCUGACUCAUCGAAAUUCCACCCAGUCGGGCACAUCUGCCUUGACGGAUGUGUUGAGAAUCACGAGAACAACAGGUUAAUGAUAUCCCCCGCCAACGGCAUCUACACGAUCGCUGCAUUCUAUGUCUCAACCGCGCUCCAAGGUACCGGAAUUGGAGGUUUAACGGUGUCGACUCUCGAAAGAAUCGCGGCAGAGCAGUACGGCGCGAAGGUAUUCACUCUCGAUACACUUUCCAAUGAGGACACGGACCCCAACAGCCCUCGUAUGAUCGCUCUUGGUCGUGAAAGACCGAAGGUACCCGUUCUUGACUGGUACGCACGCCGAGGCUAUGUUAUCUAUGAGACGGUGAAGGAUGGAGUUGAAAAUACAGACUCUACAGGGAAGAAGUGGUACUCGACUCUGCUGUAUAUGAAGAAAGAUAUUAGCAAAUGAAGCGCGCAGAGACGAUGCACCAUAGUCACCAUGGCUCAAGACCGAGUUUCAUAUUGGAGCCUGUCUCAUAUUAUCGUACCUCGAUUCAAAGACCCUAAAUUAAGCAUCCUUCUUUUGCCCAUAUUCAUCAUACAUCAAGAAGUGUACCUUGAAAGGGGCUGACCCCACAAGAGUGUACGUGGGAGUCGCGAUCAAACGAUAUCCUUGCGCGAGAUAGAAUGGUAACUAGAGAGAAUACUUCAGCAUAGUUCACCCGUCAAGGUUGUCUGUGGCUUUCACUCACGAUGUACUCAUGAAUUCGGACGUGGAGUGGCCUCCCCGCUUCUCGUG